Messenger RNA from Menidia menidia (Atlantic silverside), 3469 nucleotides. The record is from the annotation of a GenBank genome assembly. NCBI's taxonomy places the organism in Eukaryota, Metazoa, Chordata, Actinopteri, Atheriniformes, Atherinopsidae.
CGGAAAUGCGCCAGUGCGUCGCGUGCGUGUCCCACGAAGAAGAAAAGCAGGAAGCUCCUUUAUACAUACCGCAGUCGUGCCUGGAACAAAUCAGACCGGUCGUUGUGACGGAAACAUGGCGGCCUUCAGUAAAUAUAUUACAGCGAAAAACUCAUCCAUAGCAGGUGGUGUUUUGCUUGUAUUAUAUCUGCUGAAGCAAAGAAGUCGCGCCUCCAAACAACACAGCACAAAAGGGAACUCACAACUUGUGCUGAACACAGAGAAAGAUGGAAAGAAAGACAAGGCAGCUGUGGACAAGGUCUUCUUCCUCAGGAUCCUUCGGAUUGUGGGCAUCAUGGUGCCACGCUUCUUCUGCAUGGAGACCGCCUACCUUAUCCUUAUCGCCACCAUGUUGGUGACCAGAACCUACUGUGAUGUGUGGAUGAUCCAGAAUGGCACCAUGAUUGAAAGUGCAAUUAUUGGUCGCUCGACUAAAGAUUUCAAGAUCUUCUUGUUCAGCUUUAUCAAAUUCAUGCCAUUUAUAGCUUUGGUGAACAACUUCCUGAAAUUGGGCCUGAAUGAGCUAAAACUUAGGUUCCGUGAGAGACUCACAAAGAAGCUGUAUGACCAGUACCUGGAAGGUUUUACAUACUACAAAAUGGGCAACCUGGACAACCGGAUAGCAAACGCAGAUCAGUUACUGACGCAAGACGUUGAGAAAUUCUGCAACAGUGUGGUCGAUCUCUACUCCAACCUCAGCAAGCCUCUGUUAGAUAUUGGUCUGUACAUCUUUAAGCUGACAAGUGCCAUCGGUGCUCAGGGCCCAGCCAUCAUGAUGGCCUACCUGCUGAUCUCAGGCCUGUUCUUGACUAGACUAAGGCGACCCAUCGGCAAGAUGACCGUCUCCGAGCAGCGCUAUGAGGGAGAGUACCGCUACGUCAACUCUCGCCUCAUCACCAACAGUGAGGAGAUUGCCUUCUACAACGGGAACAUGAGGGAAAAACAGACCAUUCACGCCACCUUCAAGAAACUGGUUGACCACCUUCAUAACUUCAUUUUCUUCCGCUUUUCCAUGGGAUUUGUAGACAGCAUAAUUGCAAAGUAUAUUGCCACCGUGGUGGGGUACCUGGUGGUCAGCCGGCCAUUUCUCAAUCUAUCUGAUCCCAGGCACCUGCACAGCACCCAUUCUGAGCUGCUAGAGGACUACUACCAGAGUGGGAGGAUGCUCCUGAGAAUGUCCCAGGCCCUUGGCAGGAUUGUUCUGGCUGGCAGGGAGAUGACCCGUCUCUCUGGAUUUACGUCUAGAAUCACUGAACUCAUGGGGGUUCUCAAGGAUCUCAAUUCUGGCAGAUACGAACGCACCAUGGUUUCCCAGCAUGAGAGGGAAGCUGACGCAGCAGAGAAAAUCACCCUGGUACCCGGAAGUGGCCUAAUCAUCAACAAAGAUCAUAUCAUCAAAUUUGACGACACUCCACUAGCAACACCCAACGGAGACAUCCUGAUCAAAAACCUCUCAUUUGAGGUGAAGUCUGGCACCAAUGUUCUCGUGUGUGGACCAAACGGCUGUGGAAAGAGCUCUUUGUUUCGAGUGCUUGGAGAGUUAUGGCCUCUUUUUGGUGGAUGUCUGACUAAACCUGAGAGAGGAAAGCUCUUCUACGUCCCACAGAGACCCUACAUGACGCUGGGCUCUCUGCGGGACCAGGUCAUCUACCCGGACACGGUGGACGACCAGAGGCGGAAAGGCAUCUCUGACCAGGUGGGGCAGAGCAGCAGAAACAGUCCCGUGCUGAAGGAAUACCUGGACAACGUCCAGCUGGGCCACAUCCUGGACAGAGAGGGCAGCUGGGACACCGUCCAGGACUGGAUGGACGUUCUGAGUGGAGGGGAGAAGCAGAGGAUGGCUAUGGCCCGGUUGUUCUACCACAAGCCCCAGUUCGCCAUUUUGGACGAGUGUACCAGCGCAGUGAGUGUUGACGUGGAGGACUACAUCUACAGCCACUGCAGAACAGUGGGCAUCAGCUUGUUCACAGUGUCCCACAGAAAGUCCCUGUGGAAGCACCAUGAGUAUUAUCUCCACAUGGACGGAAGAGGAAACUAUGAGUUCAAGGCCAUCACAGACGAAACGGUGGAGUUUGGCUCCUAACUGGCUCCUGAAACCAGCCGGCCACGCAGUGCUCUUCUAAUCCAGUCCAAUAAUUCUUUGCACUCAGCAAAAAAAAUGAAAAACACUAACUAAAACAAGAAAGCUGUUUUUAAUCCUUUGUAAAUUAGUCUUGCAUUAUAUUUUAUUUGGACGAAUCACGUUAGUCCUGUUGAGUCUUUCUAAAUCUCAAAGAUGUUUAGUUCGCGUGCAUCUAGGGAUGGAUGACAUGUGUUCCGUGUUUUGUUAUCAUUUGCAAAAGAAAUCGUCAUUCAUCAAGCAUUUUCGCAUAACAGGUAACAAUCCUGACUGCCAUGCAGGUCCCCUUGAAUGUCAAAGUCUCUACAGAAGCAUUUUUGGGUCUUUUUUAAAAGUUAUUUCUUGCGUAUCAUCACAGUUGCGUAAUAUCAUCAGCCUGCUUUGAUCGGGGUUGUUGCCAUAACUUUUGUUACAUUCAUAACACCCUAACAUGGAAUGUUAAACAGACACAACCAGUAAAGACUCUUAAACUACAGCUUUUCACUUAGCAUGGAUUGUUUUUCAGAGUUCUAGACAGUGCUGUUUAACAUAUUUCUCCUAAGUGCCCACUUUUCCGCCCUCUGGUCACAAACAGUAGAUGAUAUCAGCUUUAUGCUCAUUAACUACAUUUCGGCUUAUCAACCACUGGAAAUAUGUUCCUAAAGCCCUGUAAGGUCUGAUCAAAUUGACUCUGAUGACCAUUUGUGUGUGCCAGGAACCUUUCCUAAUAAGCAUACACAGAAUUUUUAGUUUGUGUUAGAGUGAAUUUUACCAUCCGUUAAAAUACAGCCAAUGAUUUUGAAUAGCUCCACUUUAAUUUCAACUAUUGUAUGGGCUCCACUUUCUAAUUGUAGUUCCAUAAAUUUAAAGGCUUUCACUAUUGGGUGGGGAGGGGGGAGUCAGAUUAUUCAUUAUUUAGAUUUACCUGUCCAUUAACACCAUUAAGGGUCUUUCUACCCGUUUGCCUUUCAUGUCAUCACUGUGUGAGAAUAGCUCUAAUAUGACGGUUAUUAAGAAGUCCAGUUAUCAAGGAGACAAAAGCAUUUCUAGUUUCUAAAGUUGUUUGGAAAUGUCAUAGUUAUGUUGCUAAUAUUACAAAGGUUAAUAUUUGAUUUUCAGACGUGUAACGUUUGGGCUUCAAGUCUGAGAUGCAGUGACGUUACUGGUGUAUAAAUGUGUAAACAUAUUUUAUCAGACCAUUCACGAUUAAUCAACUUCGUCACUCAUUUACUUGAAAUUGUAAAAAAAAAAGAGAAAAAUAAUCUUAACUGUACUUGUUUUCUUUCUUUGUAUAAUGAUGCUGUUCUGAUCUAACAUUAAAGAAAUUGUAGA